Saxophila tyrrhenica is the source of this 2979-nucleotide messenger RNA. RefSeq lists its product as uncharacterized. Gene Ontology annotation, molecular function: telomeric repeat DNA binding. The record is from RefSeq and is a predicted model, not a curated record. Lineage: Eukaryota; Fungi; Ascomycota; Dothideomycetes; Mycosphaerellales; Extremaceae. The coding region runs from base 1 to 2979 and encodes 992 amino acids. The transcript is spliced from 2 exons. Gene Ontology annotation, biological process: regulation of DNA-templated transcription; telomere maintenance via telomere lengthening. Gene Ontology annotation, cellular component: shelterin complex.
AUGAUUGGACAGGCGCGUGUCGCGUACUUCGGCCGCGAUCUCAACCUCGAGUUCACCCCACCCUUCGAGAUCGUCCUUCGACAGUUCACACCACACCCACCAACGAUGGCGAGCGCGCGGGUAGUGGUCAACAGCGCGACAGACGCGACACUCGCCCUCGGCGGCCUCUUCAAAGGACUGGCCUUCUUCGUCCUCCGCAAGGUCCCGCAACGCACCCAGUUCGUGCAGAAGAUCCAGGCGAAUGGAGGGCGCGUCGUCCAGAUCGAAGCGCAAGCCGACCAUGUCAUCGCGGACCACUACCGGCAAGACUGUCCGCCUGGCAGCAUCUCCUACCAGUUCGUUGACAAAGCCCUCAAGGACGGCGAGCUCCCCGAUCCUGCAGCGCAUCCCGCUGGAGCACCUGUAGGCACUGUGCGCCCAGCUGGAUCUGGCCUAACUCGAAAGGGAACGCGCACAGAGUUUUCGGCGGAAGAUGAUCGAGUGCUAUGGCAGUGGGUGGAAGAUUGCAGAGCGCAGGGGGGGAAGGUGAAAGGGAACGAGAUCUACAAGCAGCUCGAAGCUGUCAACCCGCGACAUACGUUCCAAGCGUGGCGCGACCGAUAUAUCAAGAGGUUAAUGGACAACGCUCCAGCUGGAGCCAAUUUGACGGUGCCGGCCAAUCCACCUCCGAGUCCACCUGAUGCGCCGGAUCAGCAAGACGAGGUGGAAGCUCGACGGUCUACGGACCUUCAACCCACUGAAGUGCCAGAGGGUAACGCUGAUCCGGAAGAGUUGAUGCUGGACAUGGGCUCCGACAUUGAGAGAAUCGCCGAGGAUCAACAGGAAGAAGCUUGGAGCACGUGGGCUCAAACAAACCCCCAGUACUCGGCAGAGGAGUGGCGGCGCAUAUGGCACGAGAAGUUGAGGCCGAUAUACCUCCAGCGACAGAGAGAAGCAGGAUUGGAGCUGCAGCCGGAGGAUGAGAGUGACUCUAGUUCGUCGGAGAGUGAGGAUAAGGUUGUUGCGGUGGAAGAGGUGCGUGCCGAAAGUCGCCAGAAGCGCAAAGGCCCGCCGGCUUCAAUACAUGUUGCGCCGAAGAAACAGAGGAUUUCUCCGCAGCCAGACGAAGGGCGCGAGCAGAACAUGCCACAACAAGGGGCGGAUUUGGGAACUGCUGCGCCGGCAGAGGUCGGUGAGAUUAUCGAUAUGGAGGACAUUGCAGAGAACCAAGCUGUAAAGGAUGGAUCCCACUCGGCGAUACUGCGAGGUGAUGAAGAGGCUCUCCUGACGUCCGAUCUCAACAGAGGUGUCCAGGCACAGUUGAUUGAAGAGGCUCUUGAUCGCGCAGAUCCACCGCCUGCCAUAUAUAGCCGACCCCAGUCCAGACUACCAACGUCAGAUUUUAACCGCGAGGCAGAGCAGCAAUUGCGACGUGAGUCGGGAGAGCAGGAGGAUGAAGAUGUAGCAGCGGCGAACGAGGAUGAAGCGCCAGCAAACCUCGAAGCGGAAGGCAUACUGCACACUCCCGACGACACGGACGCCCGCACAAACGCUGCAGUUGAACCGAGCGCCCUGACGGAAGCCAAUCUCGCGAGCCAGCAAGCCGAGCACAGAGCGAAAGUUCCACGAGCUUCUGAUCUUCCCCCAGACGAGGACGACGUGCAGGUCGAUGAAGCUCAGGAGAACUUUGCCAACUACCUGCGCGACCUUCUGUCACCGCGUGCCAAGGCACCAGCAAACGACGCUGCAGAGCUUCCACAACAACAACAGACUAUGCCAGUGGGCGGCGAGGUGGAUCGGCCGGCGAAGAGGAGGCGAUUCGCGUCUGAGCUUGGAGAGGAGGACAAUGUUGGCGAGCUGCCUCUGUCAUCGGACGCUCAGAUUGAGGAUGCUAUGAAUGAUAUGAUUCGCUGGCCGGAGUCACCGGAGCGGUCGCAGCGCAACGGCACGAUUCAAGCGGACGCCUCUCAGUUCGAGACUCAAGUGGUUUACCCUUCUCUAGAGCCUCGCGAUACCAGGACGUGGACAUCCAGCUCACCAAGACGGACUAAUGAACCAAUAUACCCUCAGUUGCCGACAUUCCAUGCACAUCUGAAUGCCGACGAGCAGAAGGACGGAGAGGAUAUACCAACGUCUUCGCCACCAGGAGCUGGGCGCCUUGCUGACCGGGAUACUUACCACCUCAUGGACGGAAAACCCUGUAUGCGGCCGUCCCCGCAGGCCGACGAAUAUGAUAUGGAAGAUGAGGAUGAUGAACAACUCGAUCUCUCCCUUCCCAUGCCGGAAGGCGGCUGGGAUUCAUCGUCUCCCCCAGCACAAUCACAACCUGCUCAGCGAGCUCAAGCAACUCAGGAAAGAGAGUCGUCGGAACCAACACACCCCAGACAACGACAUCCUGCGAAAUACAUAUCUUCAGACUCCUCAAGCUCCGACCCAGACGAUCUCGCAGACUUCCAACCUCGCGUCUCCGGCCAACGCCACCACGCCCUCGAAACCCAAGACAUCCUCAACGCCGAGACCCAAAUGCCCGACCUCACCUUCCCGCUCCCACCCGACUCCGACCCGUCCUCCGACCCUUCCUCCGAGAACCUCCCCUCCGACCCCCUCAACCCCCCUUCAUCCCCUCCCACCGCCACAAACCCCGCAAGCCAGUCCAUCCUCCCCACCACCACCCAAAAGCCCGAAGACGAUGACACGGAAACCUUCAUCGCCAAAAUGGUCGUGCACGGCUACGCCGAAGCCGCCGUCAUCGCGGCGCUCAUGUGCACGUCGAUGCGCACGGAGUUCGCGGAGCUGGUGUUGCUGGAGCAGCGGGCGGGGAAGGGGUUUCCGCGGGAUGUGCCGGGGAUUUGGUCGGGGGAUGAUGAUGCGAUGAUUGAGAGCGGGAAUGGGAAUUGGAUUCGGGAUAUGGCGGAGAAGCAUGGGAUGGGGGAGGUGGAUGCGAGGUUGGAGUUUUUGGCGGGGUGGAGGGAUUUGGAGGCUGAGAAUGAGGAGGGGUGA